Molecule: messenger RNA, 1980 nt
Organism: Ascochyta rabiei
Lineage: Eukaryota; Fungi; Ascomycota; Dothideomycetes; Pleosporales; Didymellaceae
Exons: 2
Coding region: 1-1980 (659 amino acids)
Biological process (GO): calcium ion import across plasma membrane
Molecular function (GO): calcium channel activity
Source: RefSeq, a predicted model, not a curated record
AUGCCCACUCACAUUCAGCUCAAGCUGUUUGCCUACACUGCAGCGGCCUUCCUCCAGACCACGUGUCCCUUGGCUCAGGUGCCCGUUUUCGCAAACGCCGUCGACACCCCCACCGCACCUGGACAGGAGCACCUUGCUCACACCCAAGUACUUUUGCCCGCAGUCGUCGACCCCGUACACUUUGACGAUGGCACUGCCAGAGAGCAGCAGAGCGGAGGCUAUGCGCCCGACUUUGCCUACUUUGCACGCAGUCUGCUUGGACGGCAAGCCGAGGAGGUAGGCCAGCUGAAGGACGACGAGAAGAUGGACGUCGACAUCGACCCCGAGAGUACCGUCUACUUUGUGCUGGAGAAGAGCCAGUUGCAGGCUCGAAGCAGACCGAACGCGCUCGUGAACCCGCUGGACGCGACAAGCUCAAAGGACAACUCCAUGAGCGAGCGCACCGCUGACGACGGUGACGACGAGACCAACACACCCUCACUAGCUGGAGUCGCAGGUGAGAUACGGCAGGCGCAGCAGGAGGCUGGAACGAAGCUGUGGAUAUCCGCAAACACUUGCAAACAGCCUCUGCCCGGCAACAAUGCCUCGUCCACGGGCGCGCCUCAGCUCACGUUGUACGUGUCGACUUCAGCUCAGAACCAAAAGCCAGGCCCGAGCUCUACAGAACACCUUUCCACGAACACGACCGGCAUACCCUUUGACAACGGAUACGUGUCGCUUGAGGUCAACGCCACGUCUGACGUGUACAUUGGUAUCUCGGCACCCAAGCUGAACGAUAACUGGUUUGGGAGCUGGCACUUCGAAGUCGCCGCAAGCACCGAUGGUUCCUACCACAGCUACAACAAAACCAACCCAUUCCUUUUCAUGGUUGAUACGGACAGCGAGUCUACGCUGUUCAUUACAUACAACCUCACCGAUUCCAACAAAGCGGAAGACAUCGCCAAGUGGAACAAGUCAAAUCCCUUCGCCAUGUAUGCUUUCCCAGCUGGCCGAUCACCAGUCACGGGCAUGGAGAACUCGUACUGCGCACUGAAACAUCAAUUCAAUUCGACAAACAACAUCACGGUUGAUACAAAAAUCACGACCAAGUUUGGCGCUGGCUAUCCGAAAAGCCAGUUUAACAUCCAUAACCUCGACAACUCUCAAACAUACAAUGGCUAUCUGGUAGUCGAAGGGAAUCAGGAAACAGUCGAUUUGCCCGGUGUUGGCAGGGUUCGCGCUGGCGGUAAAGUCUUUCAGCAGUUCAACUGGACCACAAAAGCCGACGAUUCAUGCCAGGUUCUGACGGAUCUCGAAUUUUGCGACACCGUGGCGUAUGCUGUUCCAUCAUCUUCAGAAUACAAGUACAAAGACGACGACUUGAAGAAACUUUAUGACGAUCAAGCAAAAAAGUACUUCAAGAAUUUUACAAAUUCCCUCGACCAGGUUGCGUGCGAUGCGCCUUCCACGGCUCAGUAUUCUCUUGCUCGAAACUGCACGCACUGCAGAGAGGACUACAAAACAUGGCUAUGCUCUGUUUUGAUUCCGAGAUGUGAGGACUGGACUGCCGACAAUGACUGGCUCCAGCCACGUAAUGUCAAGGCGAGCUUUCCCGACAGCACGUUUCCAUAUGCCAACAACAUGAGUGCCGAGUUCAACGCAACAUUACGCGACCGUUUCGGAUACAGCCAGAGCCGUAACCCCUUGAUUGAUACCACUAUCAAACCAGGGCCGUACAAAGAGAUGCUUCCGUGCGAGGAUUUGUGUUUCGAUCUAGUCAGAAGCUGUCCCGCACAGCUUGGAUUUGCAUGCCCCAACAACCCCGGGAGGGCUCUAUCGUACGGCAAGCGGGAUCCUGAUGGUGAUGUUUUGAUGUGCAAUUUUCCUGGCGCAGUGGUCAAGCUGAAUGUGCAAGGUGCAGCUGGUUUUCUAAGCUUGCAGUCAGGCAGCGUCGCGCUCGUUGCUUCGACGCUUCUGACCAUUUUUGUCAUCUCGUGGUAA